AUGUUCCUCUGGACUCCAUCCUCCCUAGCGUGCAAAUGGGUCGUAUUAGAUGGUGAUGUUCUUCCAUCAGCCAAUAUCUCUGCCUACCUUGAUGCCAUAUUUUACCGCCUUUCAGCGCAACUUCCGACUUUUCAGUGUCCAAUCAUCAAUGGAACCCGAUAUCGUUCUCUUGUUGAGUCGCCGGGACCGUCCGACCCCGCUAUUAGAUACUUCCUGGCACUCGAUCUACGACAGAAUCUGAUCCUACUGCCCCGUCUGAUUGGCAGCGUCGUCGAAGCCAUUCAGUUUCUUGGCCCUCAACAUUGCAUGCUAUCUAUUGUUGAAGGCAAUUCACCCGAUGGUACUGCCGAUGUUCUGUCAGCCCUUGGACCUCACCUUGAAGCUCUCGGUAUAGCAUACUUUUUCCAGCAAUCGCCCAUCGACCCCACCAAAACCGAGCGAAUCAUGAGUCUUGCAGCACUACGCAAUCUGGCGUUGCAACCUAUACUCGAGAAUCGCGACAAAAUAACGGAAGAUACCACUAUUGUAUUCUCAAACGAUGUUACAGCAUGUCCAGAUGACAUUCUCGAACUUGUCUACCAAAGAAAGUUCCUCAAGGCUGAUAUGACUUGUGGAAUGGACUGGAACGGUAAAAGGCCAAGGUUCUAUGACAUCUGGAUUUCUAGGGGUAUAAACGGCGACUCAUUUGUGGAUGUUCCAAACGGCGAUUGGAACAAUGUAUCGGAGCUGUUUUGGAAUGAUAAGGAAACCCGGGCUCGAUAUGAUGCAAGACGACCUUUCCAAGUCUUUGCAUGCUGGAACGGUGCCGCAGUGUUUAGUGCCAAGCCCAUCAUCGAAGGUCUGCGAUUUAGGGCUGCUAAAAUGAAAGGUGAAUGUCACCAAGGUGAGCCACAGCUGUUCUGCAAAGACCUGUGGUACCGCAACUAUGGGAAGAUUGCAGUCGUGCCAUCUGUUAAUUUUGAGUAUAAGCUGCAUAUGGGAAUGUCGCUGAAACAGAAGAUGGGCUUUACGUCAGAUGUCGUCUCACAACAGGAUCCAGCUGGAGACUUCAUCGAAUGGAAACAAGAUCCUCCGGCUGAGGUCAAGUGUAUUUCGGCUUGGAAUAAACAGUACUGGGUUCCAUGGAAUGAGUCAUUAUCAUAG
Messenger RNA from Fusarium coffeatum, 1143 nucleotides. RefSeq lists its product as uncharacterized. NCBI's taxonomy places the organism in Eukaryota, Fungi, Ascomycota, Sordariomycetes, Hypocreales, Nectriaceae. The record is from RefSeq and is a predicted model, not a curated record. The transcript is spliced from 4 exons. Bases 1 to 1143 code for a protein of 380 amino acids.